CCCUGCCCCUGCCGCGGCAUCCUGGCAGGGCGACGCCAGGACACGGGUGACCCGAGCGCGAAGAUUCAGGGGUGGGAAGGUGUGAGCCGCAAACCUAGAGGGGCCGGGAAAGAAGAGGAAGCCCGGGGGUGGUCAGAGGACUGGGGUCCCGGCUGCAGUGGCUGCUCGGCCUCCUGACUGACUAGCCGGCUGGCGGGCUGACUCACGGGCGGACAGACGGGCUGACGGACGGACCGACUUGCAUCCACUGGCCGGACGCGGGGAGCUGCGGCGGGCGGCGCGCGGAGCCGAGCCAUGGCCUCGGGUGCAUAUAAUCCAUAUGUAGAAAUAAUUGAGCAGCCAAGACAAAGGGGAAUGCGGUUUAGAUACAAGUGUGAAGGGCGCUCAGCAGGCAGCAUUCCUGGAGAGCACAGCACAGACAACAACCGGACAUAUCCAUCUAUCCAGAUUAUGAACUAUUAUGGAAAAGGAAAAGUGAGAAUUACGUUGGUAACAAAGAAUGACCCAUAUAAACCUCAUCCUCAUGAUUUAGUUGGAAAAGACUGCAGAGAUGGCUACUAUGAAGCAGAAUUUGGACCAGAACGCAGACCUCUGUUUUUUCAGAAUUUGGGUAUUCGGUGUGUAAAGAAAAAAGAAGUGAAAGACGCUAUUAUUUUAAGAAUAAGUGCAGGAAUCAAUCCUUUCAAUGUCCCUGAACAGCAGCUGCUGGACAUCGAGGACUGUGACCUAAAUGUGGUGAGACUAUGUUUUCAAGUCUUCCUUCCUGAUGAACAUGGCAACCUGACAACUGCUCUUCCGCCCAUUGUUUCUAACCCGAUUUAUGACAACCGUGCCCCAAAUACUGCUGAACUAAGGAUUUGUCGUGUAAACAAGAACUGUGGAAGUGUCCGGGGAGGAGACGAAAUAUUUCUACUUUGCGACAAAGUUCAGAAAGAUGACAUAGAAGUUCGUUUUGUGUUGAAUGACUGGGAAGCUAAAGGGAUUUUUUCACAAGCUGAUGUACACCGCCAAGUAGCUAUUGUUUUCAAGACUCCUCCAUAUUGCAAAGCCAUAUUGGAGCCUGUGACAGUGAAGAUGCAGCUGCGGAGACCUUCCGACCAGGAAGUUAGUGAAUCUAUGGAUUUCAGAUACCUGCCAGAUGAAAAAGAUGCAUAUGGCAAUAAAUCAAAGAAACAAAAAACAACUCUACUUUUUCAGAAACUGAUGCAAGAUUGUGCAGCUAACUUUCCUGAGAGAAUAAGAACUGUCCCCUCAGGGUCAAUUGGAGAUGGAAGAUUCAUCAAAAAAGAACCAAACUUGUUUUCUCAUGGUACCGUUUUACCAGAAAUGCCCAGGUCUUCGGGAGUGUCAAGUCAAGCCGAACCCUACUAUUCUUCAUCUGUGCCCAUCUCAAGUGGACGGCAUCACCCACCAGCCAUGGCCUCGGUGGUCUCUCCACCUACAAGCUGGUCACCAGUGACCCACCCCACCUCACGCUCAGUCAGUACAAAUACAUUGAGUAGCUUCUCAGCAGCAACAGUGCCCUCUAACUCACCAGGCACCCUUGGGUUCCUAGAAGUGCCUGGUAUCGAGUUAAGUGCUCCUAAUGCUUGCCUCUAUACUGAUGGCCUAGCUAGAAUGGAAACGCCAUCCAUGUCACCGGCCGACUUAUAUAGCAUUUCUGAUGUCAACAUGCUGGCUAAUAACCCUGUGAAUUUGAUGACAACCAGCAAUGAUAACGUGGGGGACACUGAUAAUCCAAGACUUGUGAGCAUCAAUCUUGAAAACCCUUCAUGUAACUCAAGGUUAGACCAAAGAGACCUGAGACAACUACACCAGAUGCCUUCUGCCAGUAUAUCAGCAGGCACCAGAUCUAAUUCUGCCUUUGUUUCUCAGCCAGAUUCAUUCAAUAGGUCAAGCUUCAAUUGUGUCGAAAACAGCCUGAUAAAUGAGCCUGGACCGUCGAAUGAUGCAAAUAGUCAUAAUUUUGCUCAGAAUAGUCAAUAUUCAAGUAUUGACACUCUGCAGAGUGAGCAGUUGAGUGAUUCUUUUGCAUAUACUUUUUUUUAAAUAUGUUUCAGGACUUAAAUCUAGGGAGCUAUAAAGCUUUAGGUAUAUAGACUAUAAAGAGAGGGUGCAGAAGUAGUAACUGUAGAGGGCUCUAUGAUUCUUACUUUGAAAGAUGCCGAAAUUGGAUGUGCUUGGUGUGACUUGUUCUUUCAUAUGUCCUCAAGACAAGCUAUGUGUCUUUUGUAAUGUAUUAAUGUAUUAGUUAAAUGAAUUGAUAUUUGCUUUUAAGCAGAUUUAAGGUAAAACGUGUAAUGGCUAUGCCAUUGGGAAAUAAACUCAUUAUUAUUGUUGAGGCCCAUAGACUAAAGUGACCCCUAAGGGGUUUCUGGGGUUUCUUGGUAUUUUUAGGUGUGUGUGCGUGUGUGUGUGUGUGUGUGUGGUGUGUGUGUGUGUGUGUGUGUGUGACAGAGACAGAGACGGGGGAGGGUAGGAUCACUGAAGUGAGAUUUCAAGGUAUGGAGGGUUUUUGUUUUCUAUUUUUAUAUUAUUUAGACUCAUACCACUAAGGCUACUUAGGAAAUUAGCUUUGGGCUGGAGAGAUGGCUCAGCAGUUAAGAGCACUGACUGUUCUUGAGGGUCUCAGUUCAAUCCCAGCAACCACAUGGUGGCUCACAACCAUUUGUAAUGAGAUAUGGUGCCCUCUUCUGGCCUUCAGGCAUACAUGCAGGCACAGAACAUUGUAUACAUAAUAAAAUAAGUCUUUUAAAAAAUAGCUUAAUACCAAUAUUUUCAAGAAACAUGCUUUUUAAAACCUUUUCUUUAUUAGAAGAUGUCCUCAUUCCCUUUAAUCUCAUAAAGCCCGUCUACUUCUCUAUCAGGAAUCUAACCAGAUGUUCUAGCCCAUGUCUGUCAUCUUUCUGCUUGACAUUACAGUUCAAGGCCUGCCUGGGCUGCAUAGUAAGCUCAGUACCAGCCUGGGCAGCUUAUGGAAAUUUUGUCUCAGAAUAAAGAUAGAAAAGGCUAAGAUGCAACUCAGUGGUUAGAGCUUGCUUAAUGUUUGCAAGACCCUGUGUUCAACCCCUUGUAGGGGGAAACAGAAAAAAAAUUACAAAAUAAAUUUAAAUGUUAGUCUGAUGUAUCGAAGCCUUGCUUUUGGCUUGCUUUUCCGCACCUCACCAGCUCUGGAAACUGUCGUGUUGUGCUUCUAAUGUCGUCCUUGAUUCUUCAUCUCCCGAAUCUGUCAGGACAGCAGCAAAUCUAGGUCUCUCCUCAGUGUAUAUGCGAAGCUGACCACCUCCUUUGAACUCCUGUUUGAGAUGGGGUUUCAUAAAGUUCAAGCUGUCCUCAAACCUGCUACAUAGCCAAAGAUGACCUUAACCUUCGAAUCCUUCUGCUUCUACCUCGGGAGUGCUGGGAUUGCAGGUGUGCACAGUCACACCAAGUUUAUGUGGUUCUGGACAUCAGUGACAGAUUUAAUUUAAUUGGGCUUUGCCGGGGAAGCAUUUGACCAUAUUGAUCUGCAUGCCCAAAUCAGAUGAUUGUAGCAAUUCGGUAGUAGUUGGCACUGAUAACACAGCUGUUAGAAAGCUCAGCAGAUGUUACCCCACAUUGACUUCUUUCUUAGUUUCUCCUCUAAAUGGAACUAAGGUUCAUCUGCAUCUGUGCUUAGAGUAUUUUCAAAUGAUGUUUUAUUUCCAGGUGCUGUUUUCCUGGUCACAGAACUCAUUUUAUAACUUAAAAUGCGUUUAGCCACGUUUCCCCUUUCUCCCUAGUUGCACUUGUAUUUCUUUUUUCGAGACAGGGUUUCUCCGUAGCUUUUGGUGCCUGUCCUGGAACUAGCUCUUGUAGACCAGGCUGGCCUCGAACUCCCAGAGAUCCGCCUGCCUCUGCCUCCCGAGUGCUGGGAUUAAAGGUGUGCGCCACCAUCGCCCAGCUUGUAUUUCACCUGGUUUGGAGGGCAUGGGCCUUCCUUCCCAAACUCCACCUGUGCACCACAUCUCUUCCCCUGUUGCCAGUAUCCUCAUAUCACCACUUAGUUCUUGCUUUCUCCGUAUAAACAGAAUGAAUAUCUCUUGAGCUCAGAAAGAGAAGCUAAAAACAUCUUGUGUCAUUUUCUUUUUAAGCUUUUUUAAUCAAAACAUUAGGAUAAGGUUGGCGUGCUUCAGGAUCCCUGUGACUUUCAAUCUUCACUAGACCUCACGGAGAUUCGCGCCUGUAGCCUCAGCACCUGGAAGGCUGAGGCGGGAGGUGUGCUUGAGGGUAGGACUUGACAAUCAGCCUGUGCAACAUAGGAGACAUCAAUCAGUUGUCAAAGAAUUGGAAAAUACUGUUGGCCAUGGAUUCAAAAAUCUCAGCUAAAUAGUGAAAUCUGUUGCUGUUUUGAUCUUGAAUUUACUGUCCACCUGCCUCUCCCUUCCAAGUGCUGGGGUUGUAGGCGUAUGCCACCACACUGCAUCUGGUUUAAAAUAUUUAGAUUUCUGAGGGGAAAGGAGGGGAGCAUCAUACAGGAAUUGAACCCCGAGUCAUAUAACUGCUGGGCAAGUGCUCUCCUGCUGAGCUGUCUGCAUUUGAAACUUAUUUUAUAUGCUUGAUAAUAAAUGGACUUCAAGGCACUCAGGAAAUUAUUUUUUUAGAGUUCUCAGAUACUAUUAUCUAAGACAUUAACCUUUGUAUCAAGAUGAAAUAUUUUUUAAAUGUCAAGAUGUCUUUUAUUGUACAAAACAUUGUGUUACUUUUGUAAUAUCUUUGUAUACUGUGAUUUUUUUUCUUGGCGAUGAAAUAAACCAUUUUCUCAAAAUGCUUGCUAAAAUUUUGCUAUUUGCUCACGAAAUCUCAGUUAACUUCCCUUACUCUUUGUCACAUUCUUGUUCUAAGGAGCAGUUGUUUGGGUUGUUUAGAAACAUUAGGCGUUUUACAAUGUUCUCAGCAAUGCUUUUCUCUGUAACUGCCCUUUGAAAUGGUGUCUCAGGAAACAAUUGAUAUCCCUUUUUCAAAGAUUUUCUUCUUUUUUCUUGUCUUUUUUUUUUUUUUUCAGAGACAGUGUUUCACCAUGUAGCUCAGGCUGCCCUAGAACUCACUAUGUAGACCAUGCCUGUCUCAAACUCUUCCUGAGUGCUAGGAUUGAAGGAAUAUGCCAUCACACCCGGCUGCCCCGCCCCAGGGACGAAGUCUCAGGGGGCAGUGUGGUCAGGAUCUUUGAGUUCCCUUCAUGGCUUGCACGUGGCCGUGACGAGAAGAGCAGAGGUUGAGAUAAGGAACUUCUGUGUGUGUGUUCUUACUCUCAGAAAGUUUUUUAGGUGUACUUUUUUUUUUUUAAUUUUUCUAGACAGGGUUUCUCCGUAGGUUUUUGGUUCCUGUCCUGGAACUAGCUCUUGUAGACCAGGCUGGCCUCUGCCUCCCGAGUGCUGGGAUUUAAGGCGUGCGCCACCACCACCCGGUUUAGGUGUACAUUUUUAUCAGAUUUUAUUAAUCUGUUUGCUGGUAAGAGCACAUCUGAGGAACUGGCCCUAGAGGACAGCCCUCUCCUCCCAUCACGUGGGUCCCAUGAAGCAAACUCGGGUCACCAGGUUUGGGGGAGGUGCCUUUAUCCAUGGGGUCAUCUCAACUUUAUUUCUUUAAAGAUGAUCCCCAAAAUUGUGUCCUUUGACUGCCUGUUUCCCCAGUUCCUCUCAAGUGCAUCCCAACCUUCCAAUACCCCAUUCUGACUUCAGCGAUUUUAGAUUUCAUGUGUGGACUACAUCAUGAAGUAUCUGUUUUCUUGGCCUUAGUUUUAUCCCAGGCUUGUCUACAUCAUCGCAAAUGUCAGGGUUUCCCCCAUUAAAUGGCUGAAUCCCAUCUCACUGUGUAUUUGUACUGUGUUUUCUUCAUCUGCUCAUCUGCUUGGUGAGUGUAGAUAUCAACAUACUGAUUUUUCCCCCUUGGGACGUAGAUAUAUAAACCCAAUAAUGGGAUUGAGGAACUCCCAUAACAGCUGAACCAACAUACAUUCUUACCAACAGUGCAGUUUCUCCUUACUCCAUGUUCUUACCAGCAUUUGUUAGCUUUCUCCAUGUGAGUGUGUGUGUGUGUGUGUGUGCGUGUGUAUGUGCAUGCGUGUGCGUGUGUGGUGCAUACAUGAGUGCUGGUGCCCUAGGAGGCCAGAAGAUGGCAUUGGAUUCCCAGAAGCCAAAGUUAUAGGUGGUUGUGAGCCCUCUGACAUGGAUGCUGGGAACUCUGGUCCUCUGCUAGAUGCUGAGCCAUCUCUUCAGCCCAACUUCCCUCUUUUUUUUUAAUAGCCAUUCUGAUAGGCAUGAAGUGACGUCCCAUUUUAAUUUUUGUCUCCCUGAUUGAGUUUUCUUUUUUUAUAGGCUUGUUGACCCUUUGUUGAGAACAUAUGUAAUGGGUUUUGGUCCAUUUUACUAACUACAUCCUUUGUGUGUGUGUGUGUGUGUGGUCUUAUUACUUGCUAAGUAGAUCAGAGGUUGCUGGGGUUGAAGGCAUGUCACCACAGCAGGGCAUCCUUUGUCUUCUUCUAUUGGAUUGUUCUGGACAGCAGCCUGCUAUCAGAUGCCCCAUUCUGGGGGUGGUCUUUCCACUUUCUUCUCUCCUUUGCUGUUCCAAGGAAGCCCUUUUCGUUAGUAAUCCCAUUUGUCUACUUUUGCAUUCGUUGGUGGCUUUUUGGUGGCAAGUCAAAAGCACAAUUGCCUAAAGCACGGUCAGGUUGCCUUUCCCCCAUUUCCCCCCUAGGAGUUUUAGUUUUAGCUCUGAACGUUUGAGGUGAGCUCUAGGUGAUCUUUGUAAAUGGUGUGACUUGAGGAACUCAUCGCAUACAUGGGCAGGUAGACCCAGUUCCCAGAGCCUUUUACUGUUCUUUCCCCAUUGUGCAUUCCUGACACUUCUGUCAGAAAGAAGCUAGAUGUAAAUGCAUGA
Alexandromys fortis (reed vole) is the source of this 6897-nucleotide messenger RNA. It is a transcript of the gene Rel, whose product is annotated as REL proto-oncogene, NF-kB subunit. NCBI's taxonomy places the organism in Eukaryota, Metazoa, Chordata, Mammalia, Rodentia, Cricetidae. Gene Ontology annotation, cellular component: cytoplasm. The record is from RefSeq and is a predicted model, not a curated record. The transcript is spliced from 10 exons. Gene Ontology annotation, biological process: positive regulation of transcription by RNA polymerase II; canonical NF-kappaB signal transduction; response to cytokine. Bases 295 to 2049 code for a protein of 584 amino acids. Gene Ontology annotation, molecular function: DNA-binding transcription factor activity, RNA polymerase II-specific; RNA polymerase II cis-regulatory region sequence-specific DNA binding.